Messenger RNA from Arachis stenosperma, 1041 nucleotides. RefSeq lists its product as uncharacterized. Bases 1 to 1041 code for a protein of 346 amino acids. The record is from RefSeq and is a predicted model, not a curated record. The transcript has 6 exons. Lineage: Eukaryota; Viridiplantae; Streptophyta; Magnoliopsida; Fabales; Fabaceae.
AUGGAUAAUUUAACUAGAGAUGAGCAAGUUGUAGUAAACUUUGAAGAUCAACAAGCUAUUGGGAAAAGCCAAGGUUUACUUGCUGGAUAUUUAGGGACAUUAGCAGUUGAUUGUAAGUUAUUUCCAAUCAACUUCUCAAAGUGGUCAGAACCUCUAGGUAUACCUCGAUCUAGGUUUGAAGAGUGUUUUAGUAACUUGCUGAAGCCAAAAUUUCAUUUCAAAAUUUCUGAAGGCAUUGCAAAGUUAUAUUGCAAAUUGAGCCUUGCAAAAAAGUGGUCACAACAUAGAAUUAAGUUGUGGAAUGAGUUCUAUGAUCCAUGUAUGAGUAGACAAGCAAUCAUUGAUAAUGUCUCAGUUGGCAUCGACAGAGAUCAAUGGGCAUCCUUCAUUCAAUAUCGGUUUUUACCUUCUACAAUGGAGAUGUGUAGGAGAAAUAAAGAAGUUCGCAAGAAGCAAACAAUUCUUCAUAUUGGUGGCUCAAAACCCAUCUCAAGGAAAAGACAUGAAAUAUUUUUACAAAUUGGGCGAAAAAUUAGCCGUGGAGAAAUAUAUAUAGCAACUCAUAAGAAGAAAGAUGGGUCCUUUGUGACUGAUGAAGCAAGGAAUAUAGCGGAACAAAUUGAACUACUUAUGACUCAAAAUGAGAAAGAUGAAUCUGGACCAUCCACAAAUGAUGCUAUUGGCAAAGUCUUUGGGGAGGAACAUUCUGGUAGGGUGCGAUGCUUGGGAAUGGGAGCUACACCUACUAAUACUUUCAGAGGUGCCAAUCAUCUUGGCCAGUUUGCUAAUUCUUCAAUUUCAAUGUCUUCUACCAAUUACUCCCAAGCUGAUUUUAAACGUUUAGAGUCUAAAUUUGAUGGGACAUUGACUGCACUAAAGGCUUAUUUCCUUUCUAAAGAAGGAAGAAUUCCUGCUGAACUUACUAGUAUAUUUGACCACGGAGCUCAGGCUAAUGAUGUUGAAAAUGAAAUUAUUACACCAGCAACAGGAAGAGCAUCAUCAUCAGGUGGAAGCAAUGAAAAUUGUGAAGACAUUGUUUAG